Neohortaea acidophila is the source of this 1500-nucleotide messenger RNA. RefSeq lists its product as uncharacterized. Gene Ontology annotation, molecular function: protein binding. The record is from RefSeq and is a predicted model, not a curated record. NCBI's taxonomy places the organism in Eukaryota, Fungi, Ascomycota, Dothideomycetes, Mycosphaerellales, Teratosphaeriaceae. The transcript has a single exon. Bases 1 to 1500 code for a protein of 499 amino acids.
AUGCCCAAGCCCAAGCAAUUCGCGCGGCCGCCGAAAAAGGCGAAGCUGAAGGCAGCCCCCGAAACGGCAGAUGACUUCCAGGAGGCGGCGGACAAGGAGGAAGAGGCCGGCGGCAAGCAUCGAGUCGGUGACCCGGCCAAGUCUGCACGUGCCUUCCUUCGUGCCUUGGAGCUCUACAACCAGGGCCUGAGCAGGCAUGCCACCAACUUCGAUCUGGCCUACAACAAGGCUCGACUGGAGUUGGAAAUCACGCAGCAGCCUGCUCUUGUGGAGCAUGUCGGCCUUCCCCUGAUCGAUUUGCUUCGACAGACGCUCGAUUCGCAUCGAUAUGCACUGCGACUGAAUGAAGAAAAUCCCGAUCUUCUCUUCAACACGUCACAGGUGUUGGUGAGUCUUGCAGAGCAGCUGUCCGAGGCCGGACAAGCCCCCCAGGCGAUUCCACUCUUUCAAGAGGCUCUGGAGUUGUUGUCGGCAUGUCUAUCUCGCCAAGAAAUGCUGCUGGAGCAGCAGAGGCUUGAGUUCGAACAAUUCGACGACGAUGGUGGUGUCCCGCUCGAUCCAGACGAGACGCCUGCAUCAAAUUCUGGCUCCGAGGCGGACGAACAAACUGCCCGGAUUGAAACGCCGGUCAGCGCAAACGAUCUGCUCGACACCGUACACGCCUCCGUAUCUGCUCUGACAACUCUCGUUCCGCUGGUGGACGAGUCAGCCUUGCAAACCUACGGCGACAUGGCCUACGCCUUGACCGAGAAACGAGCGCCGAGCUACGUCACUUUACUCCCCGAUGACCUUCAAGAAGCCGCUCGCGUUAUCCUGCUCCUCGACCGCGCCAUCUUCGUCGCUGCCUUUUCCGAUGCGCAGUACACUUUUGCCAUGAUCGAUUUAGCUACUUACGCUGAUCGUCUCAACGCAUUCGACGUGCCUAGCAAAGACCAAAACGCCCAUGCUCUGAGCGCACAAGCUGAAGCGAGAGUGGAGUUGGUGCAGUCGAUUCUCGAUCGUCAUCAGAGCUCGAUUGAGCUUCCUGCGGAGAUAUGCUGGAAACAACUAAACCUAGCCCAGGAGGCAAACACCAAGGCGACAAGACUCAACACCGAAGAUGCGAAGGAGCGCAAAGCAGGCAUUCUAGAAUCUCAGGGCGGCGCGGAAUUUCUUCGCCACCGUCUUGUCACCAUCCCGAAUGUGCCGCUCUCGGAGGGCAUCAAGCGAAGCGCUCGCACACUCAUACAAAACGCGCAGACGUAUUACAGAGGUGCUGCUCAAUUGGCAUGGGCGGAGGGUGAUGCGCAGCUCGCGGUGAAAGCUAAGCAGCGAUGGCUGAUAGCGUGUGACAUUGGGUCGGCCGUGUAUGGGGUUGCUCCCAAACAGACCGCAGCACCCUUUGAGGGCAACCCACGAGAUGCAAAGGGCGACGUGAUGCAGGCCCUCAAAGACUGUGUCGAUGAGGGCUUGAUCGCGGUGGAUCUGGGUGAGCGAAUUGCCCAGCGCAUUCUGCAGUGA